AGUGCCCACAUUGAAAUCUGCCUCGGCGGUCUCCCCCAAUUUGAUCUGUUUUUUCGUGCUUUAUGUUUAGCAUCGAUUCCUUAUUUCAUCCAGCGCUUAGAUAGUGUCUUCAAUCACUCUGGUUAGGUAAGAAUGAUAAAUUCUUAGAGGUCAAAGUUGUUCUUGUUUUUGUUCAGAAAGCGUGCAUUGCUAGUUAUUUUAAAAUGUUGGAAUGCUUGUUCGACUUCUACAGCUUUCGUGAUGCUUUGGGAGCUGAUGUAUGAAGGUGGACUAACGCUUUUGGCUUUUGAUUCUCAGCAUUAUGGGUGGAAAGACUCGUGGUGAACGCAAGGCUGCGCAACGGCGGCGCCGACGUGGGGAGCCAGCUGACGAGGCGGAACGACGUGCGCUCGCAGGCUACCUGAGUGCUCGCGGUCUGCAGAUGCUUGAGAUAGCGGAGGAUGGAAAUUGCUUAUUUCGGAGUUUCGCGCGUCAAAUCUAUGGCGUCGACGAUGUAAGCCAUUAUUCGGCUGUGAGGGAUCGGUGCGCCGACGCCUUGGUCGCGAACCGAGAGGAGUACGAGCUCUUCCUGGACGAAGAUGGCGAUGGUCCCUUCGAUACCUAUGUGGCAGACCUGAGGAAAGACGGUACGUGGGGUGGGCAGUUGGAAAUCCUGGCGCUCUGUCGCACGUAUAAGGUCGGCGUCAUGCUCUUUCAGCGCGACCAGCGAGGAGGGGCGGAGACUGCUACCCCAAGCGCAGCGGAUAAGAACCGGCGGCGCAAGAACAAAGCCGGAAACGAAGCUGCGGAUCUGGCAACCGAAUUCCGCUUUCACUAUUACGACAUAGAGUGUCCAGUGCUGUUAGACGAGGUGGAUGACGGUGAUGAAAUCGACGCAGCCACUGAGCAGAGCACGACGAUUACAGUUGCUGGGAAAUCGUCCCCACCACAAACUGACAGACAGCAGCAUGAAAAUGAAAAGCUCUUGGAGAAAGAAGGAGAUUGCGCACAGGGCUCCGCUGCAGAAUCUGAGGACAAAGCUCCUGCGUCUGUGCGACGACGAGGAAGGAGAGCAGAGAAGAACAGUGAACGGGCCGCCGUUAGUGAGAAGCAAGCUCAGCAUAUGAGGAAUGCCAGAAGGAGAUGUCGUGGCAAAUGCAUCCUUCUGGCUUAUGUAGGCGGCGAUCACUACAAUGUUGUUCGUUUGGAUCCCACGGAGGGUACUUCAACAUCCAUACUGGACGAUGGUGCAGCUCUACCGACGUUGGAGGCUGUGAAACAGUUGUUGCACGAUUCCGCAUUGGCUCUAAAUCAAGCAAGGAACGGUGACAAAAACGGAAAACAAGCGUUCAAGAAUGGUACAGGAGACACGAAAGGAAUUUCCCUCAGUGCUCAUGGCCCAGACGAUAGCAAGCAUGGUACGGCAAAUUCAGGACUGACUGGGGACUCCGGCUUUGUAGAUUUCGUGACGCAAUUGGAAGAGUGUCUCCCGGAUGGUCCUAGCAAGCGAACGCUGCUAUACGACCAGAAUCGACUCCGACGACACUUUACAGACCACAAAGACGACGUAGAUGAUGCAGUCGAAACUAUGCUUGAACAGUUUCUGGCUUGUGAUCUUAACGGAACUGAUACCUGAAGAUAUUAUGAUUGUCCCUACUGCGCUGUACCCCAUUUCCAAUCCCGCGCAAAAUUGAUAUCGUUUGGCCAUGCUUACAAUAUAUUUAUCCACGAGGAGCAAGGCUAGGCCAAUCUUAUGCUGGCUUAAUCUAUCAACAUUUUUUAUUCAUGGCUUGGAGAUGGAUCUUUGACAUUUUGUCGGUUGAACUCGAACCCUGUCCGAAUAUGUCAAACGGAAGUGAAUUGGUAGACUGUGAUGGUAAAAAGCGUACUGAAAAGUUGAG
Molecule: messenger RNA, 1880 nt
Organism: Amoebophrya sp. A25
Lineage: Eukaryota; Dinophyceae; Syndiniales; Amoebophryaceae
Source: the annotation of a GenBank genome assembly